This is a messenger RNA of Aureobasidium uvarum, 4401 nucleotides long. The record is from the annotation of a GenBank genome assembly. Lineage: Eukaryota; Fungi; Ascomycota; Dothideomycetes; Dothideales; Saccotheciaceae.
AUGCCUCCAAGUAGGGCAAAUGCACUAGCCGAACUCCGUGCUGCCAGAAAGGCUGGCAAGACAAACUUCUCGUCCUACGAGGUCCAGGACGAGGAGCAACUUUACGAAACCGUCGACGAGGACAGCUACAAGAAGAUUGUCAGAAAGAGACUCGAUCAAGAUGACUUUGUUGUCGACGACAAUGGCGAAGGAUAUGCAGAUGACGGCCGUGAAGACUGGCAGAACGAACAACGACAAGAUUAUGAUGACGAGAGCGACGAUGACCUACCCACGAGGAGCAAGGCUGGUGACUACUUACCGUACUCCUCACGCACACUGCAGCAUACUGACACUUNNGCAGCAAAACGCAAGCGCGAGGAAGACGCACAACAGAAGGACAAGAUCAACAAGGGCAUCAGCAAGUACUUCAACGCAAACCCGACCGUUGCUGCACCAAAGUCCAAGCAGCCUUCGACCGCCGAAGAUGCCGCUUUCAUGGCCGACCUUCUCGGUGAGGUCAAUGCCAACAUUCCCUCAUACAAGCCCAGAUCGACCAUGAACCCCGUCAAGUCCGACACCCGCCGCAAGACUAGAGUCCUGUCACCGCCCGUCCAACAGAUGAACCAUGCCCCCACAUACGAACCACGCACACGCAAACCCGACUCUCCGAUAGCACCUGUCGACGAUGACACGUAUUUCCCCAUGGACGAAGGCCUUUUCCCGCCGCCCGAGGACAACGACGUGCCAAUGAGCGAUCCUCUACCCUCGUCCCCCGUUGCAAAGGCCGCACAAAGAAAAGAGUCGAAUGUGAAGAUCGAGGAAGACGACGACGAAGAUAUGCUCGAAGUUGCUCAAGUCACAAAUCAGUCUUCUCGAAGCACGGCUGCCAUCAACAUGCGCGGAAACAGACCGAUCCCAAAGAUUACAAAGACCGACUACCCAACACCCGCAAGCUCCUCUCCUUCACGGCAGGUUCCUGAAGCUAUCGACACGGCGGCAUUGACAAACGUCACCGAUAAAUUGAAUGUCUUGAGCAGCUCUGGUGCAGAGACUGUCACUUUCGGCAAAUUGGAUCCUCAGCAUGCUCAAGAAGAGGAUGGUAGUGUACGCUUCUUCUGGUUCGACUACACUGAGAUCAAUGGAGGUCUCUGUCUUUUCGGCAAGGUCAAGGACAAGUCUACUGGUCGCUUCGUCAGUGCCUUUGUCAAGGUCGACAAUAUCAUGCGCAAACUCUUCUUCCUCCCUCGCGAAUAUCGCAGGAAGCAAGGUCGUGAGACAGAUGAAGAGGUCGAGAUGGGUGAUGUUUAUCAAGAGGUGGAUGGUCUCAUGUCCAAGUUCAACGUCAACAUGCACAAGAUCAAGCCAUGUUCGAGGAAAUACGCAUUCGAGCUGCCAGACAUACCGAAAGAGGCCGACUAUCUAAAGCUGCUGUAUCCCUACGACAAGAACCCUUUGCCCAUGGACAUUCAAGGAGAGACUUUCUCUCACGUCUUUGGUACCAACACUGCGCUGUUCGAACAAUUCGUCCUCUGGAAGAAUAUCAUGGGACCUUGCUGGCUCAAGAUUGAAGCAAACAGUAUCAACUUUAACGCCGUCAAAAAUGCUUCUUGGUGCAAGUUGGAGAUGCUUGUCGACAAACCUCAAGGCAUGUCGACUCUUGGAGAUACCGACAACCUGGAUGCUCCACCAUUGACAUUGAUGAGCAUUGCUCUCAGAACGAAAUUGAACGAGAAAGAUAAUAAACAAGAGAUCCUACUGGCCAGUGCACGUAUCUACGACAGCAUGUCCCUGUCAGACACGACCGCUCCAGAGAAACUUCCAUGCAAGACAUUCACAGUCAUGCGCCCCAACGGUCCGGAUUACCCUGUAGGAUUCAAGACUGACGCAGAGAAGUACCGGGGUAACAUCCAAUGCGAGAGAAGUGAGGGUGCACUUCUCAGCAAGUUCUUGGCCUUGCUAGAUCGCAACGAUCCAGAUGUCUUGAUUGGCCACAGACUUGAUGAUGUCGACUACACGCUCUUGCUCAACAGAAUGAGAGAGUGUAAAACACCUGGAUGGCACCGCAUCGGAAGGCUGAAGCGUCAUGAGUGGCCCAAGAAUAUUGGCAAAGGUGGUGGCAGCUUCUUUGUCGAGAGACAGCUCGCUGCUGGUAGAUUGCUCUGUGAUUUGGGCAACGACAUGGGCAAGUCUCUGAUGACAAAGUGUCAGUCUUGGAGUCUGGAUGAGAUGUGCGAUCUUGUUCUUGGCGGUGAGAACAAGCGUCGUGAUAUUGACAAUGAUGUAUUGCUCAAGAUGGCUACCAACAGAGCCGGUCUGAUGCAGUACAUCAAGCUCACCGAAGCAGACACAUUCUUCAUUGCUGCCAUCGCCUUGAAGGUCCAGAUGCUCCCCCUCACCAAGGUUCUCACGAAUUUGGCUGGAAACUCAUGGGCCAGAACACUGAGCGGUACUCGCGCUGAGCGUAACGAGUACAUUCUGCUCCACGAGUUUCAUAAAAACAAGUACAUUUGCCCUGACAAGAUUUGGGGCAAGGGUAAGGCCAAGUCUGAUGAGGACAACCCUGAAGGAGAUGAGGGAGCAGAUGCAAAGAAGAAGGACAAGUUCAAGGGUGGUCUGGUUUUUGAGCCCGAAAAGGGUUUGUACGACAAGUUUAUCCUGGUCAUGGACUUCAACUCGUUGUACCCCAGUAUCAUUCAGGAGUAUAAUAUUUGCUUCACUACGGUUGAAAGAUCAGAAGNNUCAACACUCGUCCACCGCCGUCGUGAAGUCAAGAAGCUCAUGAAAGACAAGACCGCUACGUCUGACCAACUCGCGACUUGGGAAAUCAAGCAGAUGGCUCUGAAGUUGACUGCCAACUCCAUGUACGGAUGUUUGGGUUACACCAAGUCACGCUUCUACGCUCGUCCUCUUGCCAUGCUCACUACCUACAAGGGUCGUGAAAUUCUGCAAUCGACCAAAGAUCUGGCAGAGUCUGCUCACGGUCUGAGGGUCAUCUAUGGUGAUACCGAUUCCGUCAUGGUCAACACCAACGUGGACAACAUCAUGGAUGCCAUGAAGAUUGGAAACGACUUCAAGAAGAGCGUCAACGAACGAUACGAACUUCUCGAGAUUGACAUUGACAACAUCUUCCGCCGCUUGCUCCUACACGCAAAGAAGAAGUAUGCUGCUGUCAACAUGAUCGAAAAGGAUGGCAAGUGGAUCGAUAAACUCGAAGUCAAGGGUCUCGAUAUGCGCAGAAGAGAGUACUGCGCAUUGAGCAAGGAUACCUCGACCGAGCUCUUGAACUUCCUCUUGUCUGGUGAAGAUCCUGAAACAGUCGUCUCGCAGAUCCACGAUCAUCUUAGGGAAGUCGCUUCGCAGAUGCGUGCCAACACUAUUCCGCUUCGCAAGUACACCAUCUACACCCAAUUGGGAAAGCACCCCAAGGAAUAUCCCAAUGGAAACAGCAUGCCUUCUGUGCAAGUCGCGUUGAAGUUGAUGGCCAAGGGCAAGAACGUCAAGGCCAAGGAUGUCAUGUCCUACAUCAUCUGCAACGACUCCUCUGGCAGCGCGGAGAAGGCAGCAAAGAAUGCUUUCCCAGUCGAUGAAGUUCUUCGUGCGGAGAACGAACUCAUACCUGACAUUGAUUACUACCUGCACAAGCAAAUCCUGCCGCCGGUCGAACGUCUUUGCGCUCCUAUCGAAGGCACCAAUGUUACUUUGCUUGCCGAGUGCUUAGGCCUCGAUACGAGCAAAUACCGUGUCAGCAGUGCCAGCGGCGGCAACUCUUACAACGCCGAGACCGAAAUCCACCCUCUGGAAUCGCAGGUUCCCGAUGAGAUUCGCUUCAAAGACUGUGCACCUCUAGGGCUCAUGUGUCUUGCCUGCCGCACCCCAUUCCAGUUCCGUGGUCUCGGUGUCGCCGCGUCUCCAGAUGCUGAAACCAGACUUGCAGUCGUGGAUACCGAUGGCUUGCACUGUCCCGCCGACUCUUGCGGUACUCUAAUGUCGCAAAUGGCAAUGUCCGCACAACUGGAAUCGCAGAUUCGCGCACAUUGCGCGCAAUACUAUGCAGCCACACUUGUCUGCGACGAAGCCACUUGCGGGCAGCGCACACGUCAAAUGAGUGUCUACGGUACACGAUGCCUAGGCCCCCGUGGUCUUGCUUUUGGCUGCACGGGCCGCAUGCAAUUCGAAUAUACAGAAAAGCAGUUGUAUAACCAGUUGCUGUUUUUGCAGCGAUGCUUUGACGUGGAAAAGACGUUGCAGGAAAUGGCAAAGAGGAAGAAUGAAGAAGCUGAGAGGGUGGGUGUGCUGGCGGAGAUGUUGAGAGGCAGGUUUGGGGUGUUGAGGGGUGUGGUGGAGGGGUAUCUUGAUAGGAGUGGGUGGGGGUGGGUCAGUAUGGAUGGGUUGUUUGGGUUUGCGCUCAAGGCUUUGUCGUAG